CGGUUUUCGGUGCUUCUGAGCAGAUUCAAUGUCAUAACUAUAAAACUUAGGACUGUGAGCCAAAAGCCAACAGAUGGUCGCCGGCUGUGCACUCGUCAAGUUAUCGGGAUCGAAAUAAGCAAACAUUAAAGUUAUUAAAGUCUUCUGAAUAAUUCGAGCAACCGAAAAAAAAAGAAUUUAAUAUUUAUUUCGAGCGCUGGCGAAUAAUAUACAAUUUAUUUUGCUGAGGCGACCAUAGAAUGCCGUAAAAGAAUCACUUCACAAAUCAAAAGCUAUUCAGCAUGAAUUGGACAACGCCCAGUGUGGCCACUUCGGAUGAGAUAUUUAAAGAAAUUGCGAGCCAAAGUAACUUUGAUUUAAUUGGAGAGCGUCGACAUCUGGCGAAUUAUCAAAAGCUGUUUCCAAAUUACAACAUUAACGGCAACAACAACAGCUAUAACAAUAUCAACGAAACGGAAACCGACAGCAGCAAGAUCAACACAAUGAUGUUCCUAAACAGCACCAACAACGAGAGCAACGCCAUUCCGUCGAACAUGGAUCCAUUACUUAUGGAGCAGUAUCUACACAAUCGUGCCAUUGAGAGUCCAUGGUAUCACCUGUUAAUCGCAAUGUACAGUGUGCUGAUUGUGUUCGGUGCCAUAGGAAACAUUAUGGUGGUCAUUGCGGUGGUGCGUAAACCAAUAAUGCGCACCGCCCGCAACCUCUUCAUCCUCAACCUGGCCAUAUCGGACCUGCUUUUAUGCCUGGUUACCAUGCCGUUGACUCUAAUGGAAAUUCUAUCGAAAUUCUGGCCAUACGGCUCGUGUGCCAUCCUGUGCAAAACGAUUGCCAUGCUGCAGGCUCUGAGCAUUUUUGUAUCGACCAUAUCCAUAACGGCAAUUGCUUUUGACAGAUAUCAGGUAAUCGUUUAUCCCACAAGAGAUUGCCUGCAGUUUGUGGGAGCAGUCACCAUAUUGGCUGGAAUUUGGAUACUCGCUCUGGUCUUGGCCUCACCUUUGUUAAUUUACAAGGAGUUGAUAAACAGAGAUAUUCCGCCGUUACUGCAAAAACUCGGUGUUCCACACACGAUAUCGUACUGCAUUGAGGAUUGGCCCCUGAACGAAGGUCGCUUCUAUUACUCGAUCUUUUCGCUGUGCGUGCAGUACCUGGUGCCCAUAUUGAUAGUAUCGGUGGCGUAUUUUGGCAUCUAUAACAAGCUAAAGAGCCGCAUCACCGUCGUCGCCGUGCAGAGCUCGUCGCAGAGGAAAGUGGAGCGGGGCAGACGAAUGAAGCGCACGAAUCGGCUGCUGAUAAGCAUUGCCGUUAUAUUCGGGGUGUCAUGGCUGCCACUGAACUUUUUCAAUCUGUAUGCGGACAUGCAACAUCCGUCGGCGGUGACACAGAGAAUGCUUGUGGCAUAUGCCAUAUGCCAUAUGAUCGGCAUGAGCUCGGCCUGCUCCAAUCCGCUGCUCUAUGGAUGGCUCAAUGAUAACUUCCGUAAAGAAUUUCAAGAACUAUUGUGUCGUUGCACUGAAUCCACUAAUGUUGCUCUCCAUGGUCACACGACAGGCAGUAACGUGCAGGCAGCGGCAACGCGUCGUCGACGCAAGCAUGAUGCCAAAGGUGAACUGCAGCUCUUAAGCAAUCGAGGUUGUGUCGACGGCGAUGCUUGUGGUGAUGGUGAUGGUGAUUGCACUGGCGGUGGCGUCAGCAUCGCAGCCACCGAAUUUAACACAAGACAAACUGUCAACGGAACACGCAGUGCAGUGACGGAGUCUGUGGUACUAACGGAGAAUCCGAUGCCAACGGAGAUGACCACGCUGGUGCCGCGUUUGCAACAAUACUAAAAUUGGCAAUUUACGUAGUUGAAGCGUACUUCAAUGAAACCUACUCUCUCCUAGGCCCAAUGCAACUCAAACUUGGCUCUAAGCAACCAAAGGAACAACCCAGAGAACCACUAUGAGAACUCUUCAAUUAUUCAAAUGUAAAUUUACUUUUAAUUUAGCAACUUAUAAAUUAAACGAGUAAGCUAAAAUGAUGACUGAAUGAAAGCAAAGCUGAGUUACAUUUAAGUUAUAAAAAUAAAAAUGAUAUUUACUUAAGUAGUUGGUAAAUGCAUGUACAUAUGAACAGAUUGUGUAUCUAAAAUUAAAUUAUCUUUAACAACCCAUGAAAUAAAACGCAUGUGUAUAAUUACGCUACUUGAGCGAUAAGUAAAAAUUGUUCAAGUACUGUGAUUUAAUUGAAUGAGCCCUUCAAUUAAAUUUCGGGUAAUUGAUAUAAACACACAACUUUACAGCAUUCAAAAUACAUAAAUAAUCGAAUAAAUAAAUUAAUGUUCCUACUUAAAGUACGCUUCAUAACUGUAAUUCUGAGAUCUUCGCUUGUGCAAUACAGAGUAUAAUCGAAUAUUCCAAUUCUUUUAUACUCUGUUUGCACUCUUUAAAUAUAUAAAAAAAAAAACAUCCACUUAAGUUAUUAAUUGGUUAAGUAAACAUGUGCAGCUUUUAAAAGCGCUGUAAAUUUGUCCAUAGCUUAAAUGUCUCUGUGUUUGUUAUGUGUGUUAAAUUGUCGAAACUUCACUUUUAAAUCUCCAAUAAUUAAUUUUGGUUUAAGUUUCUUGUCAGUGUCUGAGAACUGUAAAGCAACUGAACCAACGAAAUAAAUUACAAUAAUAAAUCAAAUAAAUGGUUUGAUAAAGA
This is a messenger RNA of Drosophila innubila, 2681 nucleotides long. It is a transcript of the gene NPFR, whose product is annotated as neuropeptide F receptor. The coding region runs from base 282 to 1826 and encodes 514 amino acids. The transcript is spliced from 5 exons. Gene Ontology annotation, biological process: G protein-coupled receptor signaling pathway. Gene Ontology annotation, molecular function: neuropeptide Y receptor activity. Lineage: Eukaryota; Metazoa; Arthropoda; Insecta; Diptera; Drosophilidae. Gene Ontology annotation, cellular component: membrane. The record is from RefSeq and is a predicted model, not a curated record.